GCGAUUGCAGUUCGUCAGCACAUCCAAGCACUCACUGGCAAACGCAUACGCUCAAUGAGCUGAUGAUGGAACACCAGGAGCAGAAUGACGACAUCUGCGUCCUGCCCCCUCAGGAGCAGGUGGAGCCCCCCAGGGAGGAGGAAGGACACUGCCCCCCACAGUUCAGGUUGCAGCUCAUUGAUGACCUUUCCUAUGAAGACGUAAAGAAGUGUUACCGAGGGUCGACCGUCAGCAAGUACAAUUGUCAGUACCACAAGCUGUUCCAGACCGUCCCCAAAGAAGAGAUCCUGAUGAAGGUGUAUUCCUGUGCUCUGCUGAGGGACAUUCUACUGCAGGGCCGACUCUACAUCUCCAGGAACUGGCUUUGUUUCUAUGCAAAUCUCUUUGGCAAAGACAUCAAGGUAGCGAUACCAGUGGUCACUGUUCGUCUGGUGAAGAAGCACAAGACAGCCGGCCUGGUGCCCAAUGGCCUGGCGAUCACCACUGACACUGGACAGAAGUAUGUGUUUGUUUCCCUGCUGUCCAGAGACAGUGUUUAUGACGUCCUUCGGAGGAUCUGCACCCACCUACAGGUGAACGGGAAGAGCCUGAGUCUGAAGCAGUAUCUGGAGGAGCCCAGCUCUUUGUCCAUGGAUGAGUUCCCAGUGACCAAUGAUUUCCCAGCAGUGUUGAAGUGGAGGAAGCCGUCUCUACCAGCGGUCUCAUCUUCGUUGCCUGACCUCCUGGGAAACUCCUCCAGCGGCCUCAGCACUGCCGACACGCCCUACAGCGCCCAGACCCUCACCGAGAGGCAUCUGGAGACAGAGAAGAUCCUGCUGACAGAGCCAGUACCAGAGCUGGGCCAUAUGGAGUACCAGCUACUCAAGCUCUUCAUCCUGCUGGUAUGUGUGUUGAUCCUGUCGUCCUGCUAUUUGGCCUUCAGGGUUUGCAGUCUGGAACAGCAGCUCUCAUUCCUCAACAGCCAGCCCACUGUUAGGGACAGGUGCGGGGAGGUGCCAUGCUGGCUGGCCAAUCAAAAGACGGGGACCUGACACUGAGGCCAAUCGGGGAGAGAGGACGGCAGUAAUCCACCAAUCCUUUCUUUAUUCCUUAGACAGUAGUCCCGCCCCUCCUUGCUGGCGGAGGUGCACCAGGAGUCAGACCAGCCAACACGGGGCAACGCCAAACACCACAGCCCCUUGAUGUCAACGGACUCUCAUUAGACGCGAGAGAUCAAAGCUGUAGAUGCCAAGAUGCCAAUCAAUUGUGUGUGCGUGCGCGUGUGUGAGGCUCAACUCACGAUAACUAAUCAGUACCGGAAGGGAAUUAGAAACAUUAACAGACUCGUGUCGUCAGAAAGCUGUGACGUGGAUUUCACUGGAGGAUGGUGGAGGGCGGCUGCUGUGUUGGCAGCCUUUAAACUCUCGCUUGUAGACGUGUAGGACUGUGAAGUGUGACGUAGGCCGGACAUUUGUACCACGAUUUGUAUCGGCGCACUGCCAGUGUAUGUUACUAGUGAUGAAUUGUAUUUAAGAGACUGGAGGAAAUUUGGAUUUCAAAAAAAUAUAUAUAUAUAUAUUAAAAAAAUAAUAAUGGAUGCGUUUUGAACUGCUGUAGUCAACUGUCAAAUCUGACAGGACCUGAAUGCUGUAAAAAAAAUUAAAAAAAGGGCAGAUCAGAUGUAAAUUAUGUAUUUAUCUAUGUUUUCUGCCAGACAUGAACAGGGGUGUUGUGGGUAGUGGGCGGUUCGGUGACGGGGUGGUUAAAGAGACUUUCAGGCCAAACUGUCUCGCCAUGGAGCCAAUUUGAAGGAGACAGCAACCAAUGAACAGCCUUUGUUGCCUCUUUUCAUCUGCAGUCAGACAAACCAGAACAAGUUAUGAAUCAUCAUGGAGACCUCUUCUCCAGCCUUCCUCCCCUCUCCCCUCCAGCCAUCUUCCCUCCUCCCCUCCCCUCUGCCCCCUGGUGUUUGGAUGGCUGACAGGGUCGUUUGAGAGAACUUUUUGGUUGUUUUGGUUGUUAUUUUCAGUAAUCUGAAUCCCAUAAAGACAUCAUUCUCUCCCUCGUCAAGCUCUCAGGUGUGUAGUUUGUUACUCUUGCGGCUAACAAACAGCAUCGCCUCUCACACUUAUGAACAAUAAAAACCAUUUUCAGUGACGGAGUUAAAAGUUCUUUGUGUUUGUCACUUCGUUUUUCUGAACUCUCAAAGGUGAUGAAGCGUCUCUCCUUCUGUACAUGCUAAUGUGUAGUUUUGUAA
Molecule: messenger RNA, 2236 nt
Organism: Lampris incognitus (smalleye Pacific opah)
Lineage: Eukaryota; Metazoa; Chordata; Actinopteri; Lampriformes; Lampridae
Product: GRAM domain-containing protein 2A
Exons: 12
Coding region: 63-1031 (322 amino acids)
Biological process (GO): regulation of store-operated calcium entry
Cellular component (GO): endoplasmic reticulum membrane; extrinsic component of cytoplasmic side of plasma membrane; organelle membrane contact site
Molecular function (GO): phosphatidylinositol-4,5-bisphosphate binding
Source: RefSeq, a predicted model, not a curated record